CUUUAGUUUAUUUUUAGAAGCAGCUCGCUCAAAAGUAUAUAGUUUUAUACCUGUAAGUUUUAUGUUUUUCAGUUGAUUAUUUAAAUUCGUUACUAAAAAAUGUCCAUAAAUGAUAACGACGAUGACGCAGAGAUGCCGUUCAGAGUCUUGGAGGAGCUGCGGAAAGUGUCACGUUCACUGGAGACAGAAUUUGAGCCCUCGUCACAACGCAAAAAGAUUGCUUCCGAGGUGCAAAAACGAAUAAAGGAAGGCGAAUUUAAGAUCAAAUCGAUGAAGGGCGACUCAAAAACAAAAAAAUAUACUUUAGAAUUGAGCAAUUGGGGAUACAAAAACGAAAGAAAGUUGAUCGAAAUCAAAAACCAGUUGCUCAAAUUGAAACAUGCCGAAAACCCAGAACAAGCUCUGGCUGAAAACAUAGUGAAAUUUUCAAGUGAGCAGACAAGUUUUGGCCAAAAUGGGAAGAAAAUCUGCAAACUGAAGACGACAACCGAAUUUUCAAACGAUGAUUUUAAAGUACGACGCAUGGUCGUGGAGUCGAAAUCUGAUAGGCAGAAACGGGAGACUAAAAUGGUACUUUUAGUUGGGAGUACUGGCAGCGGGAAAACCUCAUUGGUUAAUAAUAUUGUCAACUACGUCUACGGCGUCAGCUUGGAGGAUGAUUUCCGAUUGAAGUUAAUUGAAGAGAUGGACGAAGAGGAAGAAAAGGAUGACAGAGGGGGAGGGCUUCUGGGAGGCACUUGGGCUAAAAGUAUGACCUCAUGGGUUUCAGGUUACGAACUGAGAUGGCAAGAGGGCUUCAGGUGUCCCUGGAAUCUGUACCUGGUGGAUACUCCUGGCUUCGGAGAUGACAAGGGUCUGGAGCACGAUGAUUUCACCAUGACCCAAAUUCAGACAUUCCUAGACCGCAACGAGACAUGCAUUGUUGAUGAUCUCGCAUCAGUCGCGCUUGUAAUUCCUUCCUCGACAACUCAGCUCACGAAAGAAAACGAGUACGUUUUAAAUGAAACUUUAAAUCUGUUCGCCAAAAACUUGGAGCACAAUGUAUCUCCAAUAUUCACCUUUACCGAGGAUUUUGAGCUUCCGGCAAUUGAAAUGUUAACGCGAACCAAAAUAGAAUGUGCUAAGAACUUCAAAAUUGAUAACUCAGCGGUUUACGAAUGCAAAGACAAUUCUUCGGCUGAACUUGCAUGGAAAUUGAGCUUCCUUUCAUUUCGUGCAUAUUUCGAGCAUCUGGAAGGAUUGAUACCAGUCAGUUUGAAAGACAGUCGAUUUGCUUUGCACGAAAGAGAUCGGCUUCAUUUUGUUCUUGAGGACGUGCGGAAACAGAUCCAAAAAAUGACAGAGCAUCUAAUGACAAUGGAAAAGAUUUUGGAUCAUGUGGAAGACACCAUCGAUGCAUCCUUGGAAAGCGAUGAGUUUAGGAUUCGAACCCCUUCCCAGCGGCAUGUGAUAUCGGAAGUUGAACGGAUGGCGUUAAACUGCAACAUAUGUAAGCAUACAUGUCAACGUAGAGUUUUGUGGUUUGUACCAAUUCGCUUUCAUGCUGCGUUCAACCGAAAAGGAAAGUGCCGGGUUUGUGACAAAAAGUGCGACAAAAAACACCACGUCAUUGAGCCGAAAAUCUACGCUCCAGUUACUGGCGAAGAACUUCUACUAGGUGAGCAGCUCUACCAACAAUACAGACAAUCAGACACUGAGGAAAUAAGCAAACAAGUUCUGCUUGAGAGAAUGGAAAAAGAGUACAGAAACAUGAAGGACGAUCUGCAGUACAACAUUGCGAGGGUUUCCAUCAUUUUCAGGAACCUGGAGCAAGUGGCCAUGCGAAAUGAGAAUGUUUCAGAGUUGGAACACAUACAGCAUUUAAUCUCACAGGAGCUGAAAUCAGAUCAAUCAGAAGCAGCUAGGGAAGAGCAGCUCAAGUGGCUUCGCAUGCAGGAAGAGGUACUCAAAUGUGCCUAUGUCCUCAAGGGUCAAAAUAUUAUGGACACCGCAGAGCUGCGAGAGCUGGAAACACGAGUGUGCGACAAGCUGAAAGGAAAAGCGAAGAACUCCUGCGCACCAGAAGAUGAGAACGGAUUUGUUGUUUUGGAUGAGCCAAAAUAGCAUAAAAUGAACGCUGACCUGUUUAUAAUUGUAAAUAGUUCGUUUUAACUGAGCUUAACCGUGCUGCAUUAGAAUUAUUUUUAAUAUGAUAAAUAGAUUAAUAAGUUGAAAAUGCUACAGAAGAGUUUGUAAAUUGAAAAAUGAAAAUUGACAAGGCAAAGUAGAAUAAAU
This is a messenger RNA of Symsagittifera roscoffensis, 2274 nucleotides long. RefSeq lists its product as uncharacterized. NCBI's taxonomy places the organism in Eukaryota, Metazoa, Xenacoelomorpha, Acoela, Convolutidae. The record is from RefSeq and is a predicted model, not a curated record. The transcript is spliced from 3 exons. Bases 100 to 2103 code for a protein of 667 amino acids.